AGCACCAAAUAUAGAAGUGCACGUAUUUGAUUGCUGAGAAGUUCAACCGUGGACAUUAGAGGGUUAAUUCAAAUGUCGCUUACCGUUCCGCUCGAUAAAAAAAAUAAUCUGUUCGCUUCCGAACGGUAAGCAUUUCGGUAAUUUGAGCCGUUUGAUAAAUGUUGUACAAAAUACCCACCGACGCACAUUUUGCGCCCAGUUGUUAUCGAAAAAAGCUCACUCAUAAAUUAGCAUAUGUUUUACGCGCACCGUACAAAUAGGCCAGGUUGCACGCGUCGUCGUCUUUCAAGAAGCCAUGUUCCGCGCGUUGGUCCUCACAACAUUUGCCGUAGUUCACUGCGAUUCUUCCUUUUACGAGUCCUACUUCAACGAACCAGUUGCACCGAAUUCCCAAACCAGAAACGCCCUCCGCUUGGCCGCCUACAAAUGGCCCAACGGAAUCGUUCCGUACACGUUCGAUCCGGGCUGUGACCAACGCUACCGUACGGCCGUCCUGAACGCCAUCAGCGUGCUCGAGCAGGCCGCCAGCUGCGUUCAUUUUAUCCCCAAAACCGACGACCAAAGGGAGCACAUUCGAUUCGUGCGCUCGACUUCCGGCUGCGGGUCCUCGAUAGGAUAUCGCUCCGGGCAGCGCGAACCGUUGGACGUUCUGCUGGACGAUUUCUGCCUGGGCUUAGCCGGAGCCGUUCAGCACGAACUGUUGCACGUGCUAGGACUGUUUCACGAGCACACGCGUCCCGACCGUGACGAGUACGUCGAAGUGCUGUGGGAUAACAUCGAGCCGGAGUUUCGACGGAACUUUGCACGGGGUACGGAGGACUACAUGGAGACGUUUGGGCUGCCGUACGAUUACGGCAGUGUGAUGCACUAUCCGACGUUUGCGUUUGCGCGACCGGGAACGAGCGUGACGAUGGUUUCGCGGCAAAAUCGGAGUGCUGAGUUGGGCCAAACGGACGGCGCCAGUGAGUUGGAUUUGGAGAAGGUGCGGCGGAUGUAUGAUUGUCCGCGGGGGAAGUGAUAUCUUGGUUAAGGGCAAAGAGCAAACACGGUUAUUUUACA
Culex quinquefasciatus (southern house mosquito) is the source of this 1059-nucleotide messenger RNA. Its product is annotated as zinc metalloproteinase nas-14. The coding region runs from base 296 to 1018 and encodes 240 amino acids. Gene Ontology annotation, biological process: proteolysis. Gene Ontology annotation, molecular function: zinc ion binding; metalloendopeptidase activity. NCBI's taxonomy places the organism in Eukaryota, Metazoa, Arthropoda, Insecta, Diptera, Culicidae. The record is from RefSeq and is a predicted model, not a curated record. The transcript has a single exon.